UGCCUUUCCCUCCCUCCCCUCAGUGCCCAGAGACAGAGAGCCCUUCUGAGAGAGAGUCAGAGAGAAAGAGAGGCGGGCUUUUGGCCUCCUCCUCCCCCUCGUCCCCCCAUUUUCCUUGAGACUAGGGCAGGAGGAAGAGGCAGGAGAAGCCCUUUAGCAGCAGGAGCAGCAGCAUGUCUUCCACCUCCAGCCUCAGCACCCUCCAGCGCCUGGUGGAGCAGCUCAAACUGGAGGCCGCCGUGGAGAGGAUCCGGGUCUCUCAAGCAGCUGCAGAGCUUCAACAAUACUGUAUGCAGAAUGCUUGCAAAGAUGCCUUGCUCGUGGGAGUUCCUGCAGGAAGCAACCCAUAUCGAGAGCCCAGGUCCUGUGCAUUGCUUUGAAGGAAAGGUCAUCCGAAAUUUAUCUUCACGUACGAUUGGAGAUCUGGCAUCCUUUCUUUUUUCAACGGACCCUUUCUCUACGCCCUCCUCUGUGUGGCCAAAACUGUAUCCUUAGGUAUUUGUUAGUCUGCUUGAUCAUUGUAGUAACUGAUUAGAUCUUUUGAUAAUACUUGUACAAAACCUUUUAUAAGGAAAACAAAAGUUUCCAUUUGUAAUUGAGUCAGCCAUCUUUCUACAACUACUACUCUUGACUUGUUUUUGUUCUAGUUAAGAAAACUACCAAACGUCUUGUUCCAUAGUUAUUUGUUGUGCCUGAAUGAGACACUCACAAGGUACCUUCUCACAGCAAUAUGUUUUCUGAACAGAGAGAUGCUCCCUGCAAAAUUUAAACCCUUUUCAGGCUGCAACCAGCAGGACUGUCUAUUGAGUAAAUAAGCAUGAGGCUGGGUGCAUGCCCCAUUAAUUUCAGUGGAAGAGCACAUACUUAACUCUCCUUUCAAAAGUGGAGGCCUCCAUUUAACAUCCUAAACGUCAGUCAAGGCAUCUAAUUUUAGCAUGAGGACCAAGUUAGUUUUACGGCACAUAUAGAAAGCUUUGUGUGGCCCACACUGGAUGCUAACUCCUCCCAAAUUUGUCUCCCUUCCGAAGGGUUUGGAACAGCUGAGAAAUGCCUUGUUUAGCAUAUGCCCAAGCUGUUUCCUGUGAGGUAUACAAUGGGAUCUUGCUCAAAGGAAAGAGUGUUCAGCCCUCCUCACCCCCCAAAUACUGAGAUGGAGCAAGUGAAGGAAUGUGGGGUAUGGUGCGUGCUUGUUUAAUAGGAAAAAUCACUGCUUCUGCAUGUGAAAGUGGAAGAAGUGUGUAUAUGUGUGUUUGUCUGCGAGUGAAAUGGGAAGGGGAUACCAGUCCUAGAGCCCUUCCAUGCAGCCCUAUAUCCCAGAAUAUCAAUCAGAAAAUCCCACAUUAUCAGAGUGUGGACUCAAAUAACCCAGUUCAAAGCAGAUAUUGUGGGAUUUUUCUGCCUUGAUAUUCUGGGAUAGAGGGCUGUGUGGAAGGGCCCUUAGUUAUACCCUCUACCAGCCCAAGAACCACCCACUACUGUCUCCGGCUAUGCCUAGCAUUCAUUGCCCAUACCUAAGAACAGAGGACACAUGCAAGACAAUUUUUUAUUUAUAAAACAUUGUUGCAACACUAAAAUCAGAGCGAGCUAAUUAUCUACAGAGGUAGCGGGACUCUUGCUCACCAUAAAAAGCUUUUGCCUUUAUUUUGUAUUGUUUUUUUAAAAUGGAAUUUUCUAACUUAUGACAUAUCAGUCACAAAGUAAGACACUACAUUACAAAUGCAAUUCAAUUCCAUAGGCCAAACUUUGUCAAGGUUUGCAACAGUAAUGGACUCCCUAAAAAUUUGUUUUCGUAGUGGGGUGCCUUUGAUUUUUUGUUUGUUUAUUGAGCACUUUUACACAUACUGUUUACUUUUUAAACAAUUGUUCUGUUUACACACCAUUGUAUGUAUUAAUAUAUUAGAAGCUUUUCAAAAAAUAAAAAACCUUUCCCUAAUUCAA
This is a messenger RNA of Anolis sagrei ordinatus, 1938 nucleotides long. RefSeq names its product G protein subunit gamma 10 (gene GNG10). Gene Ontology annotation, cellular component: heterotrimeric G-protein complex. The record is from RefSeq and is a predicted model, not a curated record. Gene Ontology annotation, biological process: G protein-coupled receptor signaling pathway. Gene Ontology annotation, molecular function: G-protein beta-subunit binding. Lineage: Eukaryota; Metazoa; Chordata; Lepidosauria; Squamata; Anolidae.